Cylicostephanus goldi is the source of this 1196-nucleotide messenger RNA. Lineage: Eukaryota; Metazoa; Nematoda; Chromadorea; Rhabditida; Strongylidae. The record is from the annotation of a GenBank genome assembly.
AUGCUGCCUCAAGCGAUGCUGAAUUCGAUAGCAUCUGACGAUAUCGCUGGCGAGACACCAACUGUGGAAUGUGUACGAUGUCGACUUCGUGAAGAAACGUUCACACGUAACGUUGGAGUCGGAGCCUGUGCCGUCUCGGACAAGGUCUGCAUUGAGUGUGAUAAGGCCACCCCGGAUGAAGUGGAUGAGAACGAUGCACCUGGUUUCAAGCCCGAAAGGGAUGACACACGUUCGAAGGAGUUUGAUCAUGCUAGAGCCACUGCCAUAAAGAAAUUACUCACAUCGGAGCAGAAACAACCAUUUGUGAGGGGCAAUGCUGUAUCAAAAAGUGCUCGCUUUGAACGAAAGAAAGGCGAUGAUUUGGAGUAUAUCACGGAGAAAAGCAAGUCAGUGUCAUCAUCACCAUGUGCUCCUGCAACUACACCAUCCGGUGAAACUUCAGAUGCUUUGAAGAACAAAGUUGUGCUGAAAAAGGAAAUCCCUCUACCUCCGUCUAACCUACCAGACCCUAUCCCGGCAAGGAUACCUCGACCAAAAAUUAGCAAAUAUGCUUUACCUGAGGAAAGCGCAGAAACACCAGAUGAGGAGGAGGAAGCUGCGGAUCGCCUUACACCAUUGCGCAGUGAACUGAGAAGUCUUGGAAGGUGGCCUCGUUCAAAUACGCAAGUACCAUAUUCGCCAUAUAAGGCGGGAAGUGAGUCUGACGAAGAUUCAGACGAUUCCGAAGGAAGCUACGAUACUCAUGAAGAUGGCGUAGAUCAUGAAGAUUCUCCUUAUGAAAUCUCAACACCGAUGCGUGAAGCCAUGGAAAGUCUGAACUCGCAUCUCAUUCAGCCUGGUACAAUCACUUCAGAAACAGCGGACUGGGCGCUGAAGUAUGUACAACAUGAAUGGCUAAAAUGUGCAGCACGAAAGAACAGCCAAGCUGAAGCCGUUGACAUAUUGAUAGAGCAGCUAAGAGAACUGUCACCAGCUCUUCUCAAAGUUGUUGUGAACAUAACGGACCAAAACGGCAACACAGCGCUUCACUAUGCAGUAUCUCAUGGAAACUUUGGUGUCGUUUCGUCACUGCUCGACUCCGGUGAAUGUCAACUGAAUCUGGCAAAUCGAGCUGGCUACUCGGCCGUAAUGUUGGCUGCACUCAGCUCGCUGGAAAAUGACGUUGAAAAAGCGGUCGUGCAACGGUGUGUGUGAUU